Messenger RNA from Didymodactylos carnosus, 4791 nucleotides. Lineage: Eukaryota; Metazoa; Rotifera; Eurotatoria; Philodinida; Philodinidae. The record is from the annotation of a GenBank genome assembly.
AUGAAUGAAGCUUUACCUCAAAAAGAUUAUCAUGAUAGAGUUAGCAGUAACGGCACACAAUCUGAAAAUGCUCGUGGCGAAGACCCCCAUUUCGACAAUGCAAUAUGGUGGUAUUCAUGUAACGAAGCAUUCAUCUACAGUCAAAUAAACAAUAUACUACGUUUAGAAAACUUUGAAUUAUUAAUGUCCUAUCGUUAUUAUAUUAUCGAUUUAUGUGGAAUGAUUGAAGAAAUAUACAUUAAGAAUAAACCACGACAAAAACAUCAAAUUGUUUAUCGCGCUGAUAAAAUUAAACAGUCUGAUCUUGACGCUAUGGAACAGUCAGCAAAAAAUAAAGAUAAAGGCCAACUUAUAUCGAUAAAUGGGUUUAUUUCAACAACAACUGAUAAAGAAAUUGCUGAAUUUUAUGCUAAGAAGCCAUCUAUACGUGCUGAUUUUGUUCCAAUAUUAUAUGAAAUAACACUUGAUCCAGCCAUACCAUGUACAGCAUUUGCCGAUAUCGAAAAAAUAUCGUUUCAUCCUGAAGAAAAAGAAUUAUUAUUCAGUAUUGGCUCAACAUUUUCUGUUGAUAGUGUUGUUAAAAAUUAUAAUGAAAAUUUUCAUCGUAUUAAAUUGACGGCAUGUAAUAUGAGGGAUACCGUGCUGGAUGACAUGAAAUCAAAAGUAAAAAAUUCGUCACAAUCAUCAUUAAGCAUAUUAUUAAUUAAAUAUUUAAUUGAAUUGGAUGAACAUCGUGCUGCUCGACGAUAUUUAAAAUCAGUAUUAGAAGGUCGACUAUUAGAAAAUGAUCCAUCAUUGGUUUCAGCUUGUAAUUGUUUGGGACUUAUUUAUUCGAAGCAAGGCAUACAUGGUAGUGCACUUGAACAUUAUAAGAAAGCAUUGAAUAGCCAAGCUAGAUUAGAAUAUUCAAAUAAUAAUGCAUUAGCUGAAAUUUACGAUAAUAUUGGCUAUACUUAUAUUGUUGGAUUAAUUAAUUCUGAUGUAGCAAUACAAAAUUUAAAUAAAGCUGAACGGAUACAACUGCGUGAACCAGACUUAACGCAGGAACAUUUAGCAUCAAUUUACUGUAAUAUCGGACAAGCAUACUUUAUGAUAGUAAAAAAAAAGAUAAGACAUGAUGCACUAGAAAAUAGAUUGAUGAAAGCUGAUUUAUGUGUUCUUUAUGGACAUUUAUUAAGUAAACUAAAUAAUGAUUUUCAUGAUGCUGAAGUCAAAUAUGAUAUGGCAUUAAUGAUUUAUAACAAUAUAUUAAUAAUUACACAUCCAAAAUUAAUGAAAACACAUAUAGAUAUAUUUAUUGAAUAUGCUAAACAUAAAGCCUAUACAAAGGUAAUAGAAACAUAUGAAAAUAAAGAUUUUAAACUAUUAACUGAUAAAUAUACAGGGAGCCAACAAAAUUUAGCCAAUUUACAUUUUACUGUUGGUGCAUGUUAUAUUCAUGACAUGAAAUAUGAUCAAGGAAUGAACGUUUGGAAAAAUGCUAUUCUAUAUGAAAAGACACAAUAUUUAGAUCAAAAUUUAUCAGCAACAGCAACUGAUUUACCAACUCAGGUAAUUAAUAGUGCCUAUCGAAAAGCUUUUAUUUAUUAUAAUAAUGAAUCAAAUGGUGACUUAUUUAAUCUUGGAAUAAUAACAUCAAAAUUAUUUAAUUAUGAUCAAGCAAUUAAAUAUCUUUUAUCCACUGAAUCAUUGACUAUUGAUCAAAAUAUAAUUAGGUUAAUUCUUCUUGGUGAUAUGUAUUUAGCUAAAGAUCAAUUUAAUUCUGCAAUAAUUGAAUAUAAUAAAGCAUGUGAUCAAAUGGGAACAAAAGAAAAUCAUUAUUUACUUAAAAUUGCAAUAAAUUUAUUGAUUAUUCAAUAUUUAGAUGAUAAUGAUAAAAAAUUAGAUGAAUUAAUUAAAAUAAAAGAUAGUUUAUUAAAUAAUGAUGAUGUUGAUUAUAAUACAAUUUCUAUGAAAGCAAUUAUUUAUUAUGAAAUAUCAAAAUUAUAUUUAAUAUUAGAAAAAUAUGAUUAUGCACGUUCAUAUUCUUAUAAAUCAAUUAAUUUAAAAUCAAAUCAUUUUUCACAUCAUCAUUUAAAUUUAGUAAAAGAUUAUUUAUUAAUUGCCAAUAGUUAUUUUAAUGAAAAAAAUUAUAGUGAAUCAUUACAAUUAUAUGAACAUAUAAUUGGAAUACAAGUUGUUAAUCUUCCUCCUAAUCAUAUUGAUAUAAAAAUGAGUUAUUAUAAAAUUGGUGACGUUUAUUGUAAAAUGGAAAAAUUAGAAGAAGCAUUAGAAAGAUAUGAAAUUGCAUGUUUAGAUAAUUCACAGUCUUAUAUGACAAUGCAUACAAAUUUAGUUGAAUUAUAUUGUAAACGAAAUGACUAUUUAAACGCUACUAGAGAAGAAGAAAAAGUACUUUCUAUUUUACGCGAACAAUUACCAAAAGAUAUUGUAAAAAUAGCUGAAGAUAGAAAUAAUUCAAAUUUAUCUCUAUCUUUAUUUGAAACAUUAUUUACAAAUAGAAUAAAUAUAAUAAGUGGUCAAAUGUUUGCAAUUUUUCUUCAAGAUUUAAUUUUUAUUUAUCUUACAAUUGGUGAUAUUUAUGUUAAAAAAGAAUCAAUUAAUGAUAAUAAUAAUGAAAGAGAAUUAAACGAAUGUAUUACAAUGUAUGAUAAAGCAAUUAAUCUUCAUUUAAAAUUAAUUAUGUAUCAAGAUGAAAAUUUAACUUUUUUAAUAUAUGAAAAACUUGGAAAUUUUCAUGAAAUAAAUAAUAAUUUAGAAAAUGCAAUUAAAAAUUAUGACAAUGUAUUAGAGGAAAUUAAAAAGUUUGAUAAUAUAUUAGAAGAUGUAAAAACGAAGAAGUAUGCUUUAUAUUAUAAGCUUGGAAAUUUUAGUUCUAUAGAUAAAAAGUAUGCCGAUUUAAUUAAAUAUAGGGGUCAAGCAUUAACAGAAUUAUUCUGGUUGGGAUCAGACAAAGUAAAACAAACAAUUGGAAGAAUUAUGAGUAGUUUAGAAGAAUUUGAUAAAAAUAACGAUGACAAAAUUUAUGAAGAAUUAAUUAAUAAUGAAAUAAAUAGUAAAAUGGCAAAAUAUAUUCCAGAUUUAAUUAUUGAAAAAUUAAAUAUAAUAAAGACAAAAUCAUCUUAUGUUAUUGAAGACAAUGAUAAUAAUAAACUUGAAUCCUAUAUAAAAUGUGGUAAAAUAUCAAUAAUAACAAAUAAAUAUGAUGAUGCUGUUGAGUAUUAUUUAAAUGCGUUUUAUUUAUGUGCAACAAAAUUAAAUAACAAUGAAAUAUUAACAGAUAAAGAAAUAAUAGAUGAAAUUUGUCAAAAAUUAAAACAAGAUAAUCUAGAACAAAAAGAUAUCAUUAAUUAUUAUUCGAAUAUUUCCAAUCAAGAUGCGAUAAUGAUUAAUAUGAAAAUUGGUGCAUUAAAUAGAAAUAAUGAUAAUCAUAAGAAUGCAAUUAAAAAUUAUGCGGAUGCUCUACAAUUGUUAGACGAAGGUACAACAGAUCAAAUUAUUGAAUCAGCAAUUAAUUAUAUUCUAUUAAAAGUUUAUUUAAAGCCUGCGGAAAUUGAUGAUGAUAGUGAGAGAAAUAGGAAUUCUACUUUUCUUUCUAUUAAAAACGAUCUCUCAUUUUAUCAAUUGUUUUUGCCAUCCAGUUCUAUAUCUAAUGGUGUUGAUGACGAGCACAUUAAAGAAUAUCGUAGAGAAAUGAUUGAAAAUAUGAGAAUUGAUAAACAUCAACUACCAGUAUCUGAUCGUAUACUCAUUUAUAGAUUAAUUAUCAGCAUAGUUGAAGAUGAAAUAAGUAAGAAAAAGUAUAGUGAGCUAUUGUAUCGGAUAUACUUGGAAGAAGAAAAUAGAGAUUCUUAUGCUCAGCCAUCCUCCGAUAGUCUAAACUGUAUUGGGCAUGUAUUCACAAAAGUUGGUGAUUAUGAAGCUGCUAUUUUAUAUUGGAAUGAAAUUAGAGAAUUUAAAGAACAAAUGUUAGCAACAAAAUUUAUUGAUAUGAUACAUUCACAAAAAUCACCAUUCAUUCAAAUAUACAAUGAAACAAAAUUAUUAAACAAAAAUUUAUCAAAAUAUAUUUUAUCAAUUGCAGAUAGUUGUCAAAAAUGUGCCAAUUAUAGUUUAAAACAUGGAGAUUAUUACAUUAAAUUGGCUAAUGAAGAGGAAGAAGAUGAUAAAAUAUUUUUGACUCAUCGACGUGGAGCCAUUGAAUGUUAUCAAAAUGCCAAAAAGUAUUAUGAAUGUGAAUUAAAUAUUUUAAUGAAAACAGAAGAUAAUGGAUGGCACGAUGAAAGUAUUAAUCGUAAAAAUAUUGAACAUAUAAAUAAAAAUAUUUAUGAAAACUUUGCCAUUUCCAGUGUAAAACGUGGGGAUAAAUAUAAAAAAUUGGCUAGUGAUGAUAAAGAAGAUACAAUAAUUUAUUAUUAUCAACGUGCUAUUCAAUGUUAUCAAUACGCAAGAGAUGAUUAUAAUAUUUUAAUAGAAAUUGAUGAAAUUUAUUUUAAACAAAUUGAACAGAUCAGUGGUUAUAUUCAAGAUACUCUUGAAAAAAUUGCCAAUCAUAGAGUAAAACAGGGUGAUAAAUUGGCUAAUAAUAGUGACAAAGAAGAAGAUAAUCAACUUGCUAUUCAAUAUUAUGAAGAUGCAAAAUUUAACUAUAAUUGUGUAUUAAAUAUUUUAGUGAAAACAGAAGGACGUGAUGAAGUUAUUAAGUUUUAUCGUACCAAUAUUGAACAGACUAAUAAAAACAUUAAACGUAUGACUCAGAAAGCAUUAGGUAAGAAUCUUCUUGUUGCUUAA